Saxophila tyrrhenica is the source of this 912-nucleotide messenger RNA. RefSeq lists its product as uncharacterized. The transcript is spliced from 2 exons. NCBI's taxonomy places the organism in Eukaryota, Fungi, Ascomycota, Dothideomycetes, Mycosphaerellales, Extremaceae. Gene Ontology annotation, biological process: regulation of endocytosis; vesicle-mediated transport. Gene Ontology annotation, cellular component: recycling endosome; plasma membrane. The coding region runs from base 1 to 912 and encodes 303 amino acids. The record is from RefSeq and is a predicted model, not a curated record. Gene Ontology annotation, molecular function: GTPase activity; GTP binding.
AUGCCCCGCCAACGACGCGCCUCCACAACCUCCACCUCCUCCCUCCCCCCCACCCCCGGCGGCCAAGAAAUGGCCUCCAUGUACGAUUACCUCGCCAAAAUCAUCCUGCUAGGGCCCUCUGGAUCCGGAAAAUCCUGCCUCCUCCACCGCUUCACCAAAAACGAGUUCCGCACCUUGACCUCCCAAACCAUCGGCGUGGAAUUCGCGUCCCGCAUCGUCAAAGUCGGCACGCCCGGGCGACGGAAACGGGUGAAGCUGCAGCUCUGGGAUACCGCGGGCACGGAGAGGUUCAGGAGUGUGAGUAGGAGUUAUUACCGUGGGGCGGCGGGGGCGGUGUUGGUGUAUGAUAUUGGGAGUAUGGGGAGUUUUAACCAGUUGCCUACGUUCUUGGGGGAUGCGAGGGCGUUGGCUAGUCCGAUGUUGACGGUUGUGCUGGCGGGGAACAAGGUUGAUUUGGAGGAGGGGAGGGGUGGGGGGGAUUUGCUGGGUGAGGAAGACGGGAGUUUGGGGUCGAAUGAGGGUGGUGCGGGAAGUGGACAGAGGGCGACAGUGUCGGAGAGUGGGAGGGCGGUAUCGCAGUCGAUGGCGGCGAAUUGGGCGAAUCAGAACCGAAUACCGGCGAGUAUGGAGGUCAGCGCGUUGUCGGGAGAUGGUGUCGAGGAGGUGUUCAACAAACUCGCGAGGACCAUUUUGACGAAGAUUGAGCUUGGAGAGAUCGACCCGGACGAUCCCAUGAGUGGGAUACAGUACGGCGACGCGGACUACUACCGCUACGACGAUGGCGGUUCGAGCAUUAAAUCUGGACUUACCGCCGAUGCCUACGGGACGACGCGGAGACGGCGAAGAGGUGGUGGCUGGGGUGAUGUGUUCAAGGUUGGAGGAUCGAGAAGUAAUGGCGGCAAGUGCUGUUGA